This is a messenger RNA of Eriocheir sinensis (Chinese mitten crab), 1760 nucleotides long. RefSeq lists its product as uncharacterized. NCBI's taxonomy places the organism in Eukaryota, Metazoa, Arthropoda, Malacostraca, Decapoda, Varunidae. The record is from RefSeq and is a predicted model, not a curated record. The transcript has 3 exons. The coding region runs from base 207 to 1760 and encodes 517 amino acids.
GUGGGGGCAGUGAGGGCAUCCUGUCUGUAAAUAAAACAAAUGAAACCAGGACAGUGUGCAGUAUUAGAGGUGCAGAAGAGGAGGAGGAAAGACCUCAAGAGAGCAGUGAUAGUAGUGUGAAGUUGGUGCAGGAGGCAGUGGGAGGGACUGCUGGUAUUCUGCAUAGGGUUGAAUAUGGGAAGUAUAUAAUCUGCCUCCUUGACACCAUGGACACGAUGCUUAUCAUGGUAAAUGAAAACUCGCCCAGUGAAACUAGUUCUGGCAAAGAAACAGAAGCAACUACACGAAAGACUUCCAAAAAAGAGAAGAAAAAAGCCCAAGGAAGAGAACAGAGUACAAGAACUCAUACUGGCAGCAACAUGGAAGCAAACACACAAGUAGAACAAACUGUCAGCAAAAUUACUAACAUAGAGAAAAGAAAAAAGGUAGACCAAACAGCUAAAAAAACUAACAACAAAGAAAAAGAUAAAAAAGCCAUAGAAAAACAGCAGACAGUGGAUAAGAAAGCAAGGAGUAGCACAAGAACUGAAUCCUCACGCCAUCAUAAGGCGAUGCAACAGUCUGAGUCAACUGUUGAACAUCCUACAGUGAAAAAGAGGGGACAGAAUAACAGCCGAAAAAGGGAGCACAUCUCAAACGCAGUCAAGUCACCGAAGAGACAAAGGAAUGAGUCAAGCGUGCCCGCCAAGGCUUCUGUUGCAACACACCUGGCCAUAGAUGCCAUGUUGUCACCUGGGCAGAAUAGCGGCAUUGUUCCCAGCAGUGAAGGCAAUGUGCUGAAGAGAUUACAUGUUGAUCCAGAUGCAGGAACAGAUAAAGUUACAGGUCAGUUUAUGCGGCAUGAACCUCCGAACACUGGUGAAUCACCAAAUCAGCCAAAAAAAGCAUGUGACCUAGAAGUCUUUGACAGAAGUCUUUCUUCCGAUGGGUCAGAGUCAGAGUCACAGUAUGAAGAUGGAUCGCUUACUGAUAGUGAUGAAGAUGACAUGAUUUCAGAAUUUAGUGCAACCCAGAAAAAGAAGAGCUUCCUCCAUCAGACACGAGAAAGGCUGAAAAGAAGGAAUUACAGACCAGAGCACAGAGAGUCAGUGAGCAAAAUUAUAUUUGAUCGUGACGAUGACAUCCUUAUUAUGGAACCGCCCAAGCCUGUGCCCAUGUCAGAAAACAAGAAAGACAACACAAAUUCUGAAAACAGCCAGAGCACAAAGGGGGUGCAGGGCAGACCCUUCAUGGUAUCACCAUAUGUUUCCCUGAAGACCCAAAGAGCCAAUAGGAGAGCUGCAGGUGGACACCAGCAAAGCCUGACCACUAGCAGUUCCUUCAUCCAAAGCCUCAUCAAGAACUCCAUCAUGAAGAAUGUUCCAGAGAUGAUGACUUCGGCCUCAACCAGGGUACCAGUGGACGGUCAAACGGAGGAGGAACCUGACCCUGAGGACAUGUGGGAUCUCCUGCCAGCCCUCCCCCAGCAGUCCUCCAGCUCCCUUGCUGCAAGGGCUGCCAAGACCGGCCUGCAAGAAUCUGGCAUAACGGAGACUGCAGCCACGGCUCCAGAGAGGCCAACAACUGUCACCAGCAUUAGUGGUGCAGUCGUCACAUCAAAGGCCUCCAAGGUAAUGAGGAGCUUUUGGAUAGAAAGUGAAGAAGAGGAAGAGGAUAAAGACACAGAGGACACAGAGUCACUCUUCAUGCCCACACUCCCCGUGGCCUCACAGCUGAUCCAAGAGAGCACCGUGCUUCCCAGCUGCAGCCCUUGGCCCUGA